Molecule: messenger RNA, 1700 nt
Organism: Mesitornis unicolor (brown roatelo)
Lineage: Eukaryota; Metazoa; Chordata; Aves; Mesitornithiformes; Mesitornithidae
Gene: R3HDM2
Product: R3H domain containing 2
Exons: 11
Source: RefSeq, a predicted model, not a curated record
AUACCAACCCCGCCAUGCAUUUCUCUCUUCAAGGUCUGGUCCUGGGUGCUCCCGAAGCCUGCAGCCAGUCCCCUUCUUCGCAGCCCAGCCGUGGCCUCCUGCCCUGUGCAGCCCAGCAGCCGCAGCCGCCCCAGCAGCCGCCGCCACAGCCCCAAGGGCUUCCACCCGCAGCCCCGCAGCAGCCGGCCAUGAGCAACCACUUGAUGUCCCAGCCGGUCCCAGCGCUGCAGCCUGUUCAAUAUUCUCCAAGCUCCUGCCCCCAAGUCCUCUUGCCAGUCUCUCCACCCCAGCAGUACAACUUGGCCGACGAGCUCAGCACCCCCUUCGGGCAGAUCAGCCUCAGCCGACAGGGCUCUACAGAAGCACCAGAUCCUUCCUCAGCUAUGUUCCAGUCAUCCCUCAUCUCUCAGCAUCCUCAGCAGACGGGAUUCAUCAUGGCAACCCCUGGGCAGCCCAUUCCCACCUCCAACUACUCCGCCUCAGGGCAUACGGCCCCCACACAGCAGGUGCUGCAGCCCCAGGGCUACAUCCAGCCUCCACAGCAAAUUCAGGUUUCUUACUACCCUCCUGGGCAGUACCCGAACUCCAGCCAGCAAUACCGAUCUCUCAGUCACCCAGUGGCCUACAGCUCCCAGCGCACUCAGCAGCUCCCCCAGCAGUCCCAGCAGCCUGGUUUACAGCCAAUGAUGUCCAACCAGCAGCAAACGUACCAAGGUGUGAUGGGGGUGCAGCAGGCGCAGCCCCCCGGGCUCCUCAACAGCCAGAGGAGCAGCAUGGGGGGCCAGAUGCAGAGUAUGAUGGGGGUGCAGCAGGCGCAGCCCCCUGGCCUUCUCAGCAGCCAGAGGAGCAGCAUGGGAAGCCAGAUGCAAGGCUUGAUGGUCCAGUACACUCCACUGCCUUCGUACCAGGUUCCUGUGGCCAACGAGUCCCAGAGUGUGGUCCAGCAGCCCUUCCAGCAGCCAGUGCUUGUACCGGCCAGCCAGUCUGUGCAGGGGGGGCUGCAGGCUGGGGGGGUCCCCAUCUACUACAGCGUCAUCCCGACCGCCCAGCAGAACGGCACCAGCCCAUCGGUGGGGUUCCUGCAGCCGCCUGGCUCUGAGCAGUACCAGAUGCCGCAGUCCCCAUCACCCUGCAGCCCACCGCAGAUGCAGCAGCAGUAUUCAGGGGUGUCCCCGUCCGGCCCUGGCGUGGUUGUGAUGCAGCUGAAUGUGCCCAACGGCCCCCAGGCCCCCCAAAACACCCCUGUGGUGCAGUGGAGCCACUGUAAGUACUACAGCCUGGAGCAGCGGGGGCAGAAGCCAGGAGACCUGUACAACCCAGACACCAGUGCUCAGGCCAGCACCCAGCUGAACAGCCCCAUCACCUCCCCAACCCAAUCCCCGACGCCGUCUCCUGUCACCAACCUCAACAGCGUCUGCACGGGGCUGAGCCCCCUCCCUGUCCUCACGCAGUUCCCCCGGCCCAUGGGCACGGCACAAGGUGACGGGCGCUACUCCUUGCUGGGCCAGCCGCUGCAGUAUAACCUGUCCAUCUGUCCCCCGCCACUGCUGCACAACCAGCCCAACUACAAUGCACACCAGGGGCAAACUGGAAUGAAGCACGGAAACCGGAGCAAGAGACAGGCCCUGAAGUCAGCAUCCACUGACCUCGGGACAAGCGAUGUAGGCAAGUGCCCCUCCUUGAACCCCUUUGCCCUCUGA